CAUCCGUGCAGUAGACCUCUUUCAUAGCAGACAUUUUGACUUGUCAAAGCAGGUAAAACACAGGUGUAAAUAAUAACAUUAAUGAUGGCAAGUGUCCCAGUAAGCUGUAUCAUUGAGUGUGUAUAUUUAACCUGAUGGUCACAAAAGCAUGGUAACAUACAGCAUGUUUUCUGCCUCUAAAAACAGGAGGAUAGAGGUUAAGGACCCAUGAAACCCAAAAGGACAGUGAGGGGCUGGACUGUCAAAUCACAUCUGGUCACAGCAGAGACAGAGAUGGAUUUACCUUCUCGACCAGAAGUGUUUGAUUUCCAUGGAGUCUCAAUGACCCACUAUUUCACAGACAACUGGGAGAACAUCCAAAACUUUCAGGCCAGGCCAGAUGAUAUACUUAUCGCAACAUACCCCAAAGCAGGAACCACGUGGGUCUCCAACAUCCUUGACCAGCUGUAUUUUGGUCAGACAUCUCCAGAGCGUCAGACAUCCAUUCCUCUCUAUGCGAGAGUGCCUAACUUGGAGAUCACCAUCCCUUCUCUGCAGCCAGGAUCAGGGCCUUUUUCAACCGCAUAUAAAGGAACAGACAUGGUGGACAAGCUCCCCACCUCUCCUCGACUCAUUAAGACUCAUCUUCCAGUCCAGUUUGUGCCAAAGUCCUUUUGGGAGCAAAAGUGCAGGAUAGUCUACGUGGCCCGCAAUGCCAAAGACAACGUGGUCUCUUAUUUUCACUUUGAUCGCAUGAUGUUUCUCCAGCCAGAGCCUGGAGACUGGAGCAGCUACCUCCUCAGAUUCAUGGAGGGAAAGAUGGUGUUUGGAUCCUGGUAUGACCACGUGAACGGCUGGUGGAAGAAGAAGCAGACUUAUUCAAAACUCCAUUACAUGUUCUACGAAGAUCUGAUUGAGGAUACUGGACGGGAAAUAGACAAACUUUGCUGCUUUCUUGGUUUGUCUCCUUCAAUCGAGGAGAAAGAAAGAAUUACAGGCAGAGUGCAGUUUGAUUGUAUGAAAAGGGACAACAUGGUCAACCAUUCAACAUUCCCAGGAAUGGAUUUCAAAAUGUCUUCCUUCAUGAGGAAAGGGAAGGUUGGUGACUGGAAGAACCAUUUCACUGUGGCCCAGAGUGAACAGUUUGAUGAAGACUACAAGAAAAUGAUGAAGAAUCCUACACUACAGUGUCGUACUGAAAUUUAGAGGCCUGGCCCGGCUGUGCAUAACCAAGAGUCCUGAACUGAUAUAAUAUAUAAUAGUACAUAAUAAUGUUGAUGUAACUGAGUCCAAUGUUAAAUCUUUAUUGACAAGAAUAUUGUCUCAGUGUGGGACAUUUUUCCUUAUCACUAUAAGGAAAAAUGUCCCGCACUGUCGACUGAUGUUAAAAAAAUCAUCAAAAAAUUGCACACAGAAUAAGUAGCAAAAAUCAAAGCUAUGUUUAAGAAUCUGAAUUAUUUUACUAGUUAAAGGAGAUUAAUUAGAUGGAAGUGUAUUUACUUAAUUUACAUUUAUGUUGUACAUCACAUUUGCACUCACUAACAGUCUCUUGGAAAAAAUAUCAGUGUAUAUUAAAAGACUGAUUAAAAAAGAUGAGAUUCCUCCUGUGCACUGAAUCAUACUAGUGAUGUCUUUCAUGCAGGUUCAUGCACAGCUUUUCACUGAGGUAGUUCACUCAGGUGUUACAAAUCAGUCCCAGCAGGGGCACAAGAGAGCUGAGGAUUAAUGUGUUGCCCAUAAAAACAAAAAAAUGAUUGAUGACAGAUUUGUUUGUGUGUUUUUGUGCAUUUCUUAUAUUUCAGUCAGGGACACUUAUGUAGUGAGAGCUAACCGCCCAAAACAAAAUGACUGCUCCCUGCUUAAUAAGUAUUAGAAGUCCUUGACAAAGUUACAGUGAGGAAGAGGAGGUACUGAGACACAUUGUGCCAAAAUAUACAGCAAACAGAGAAGGAGUAACUAUUGUGUGUGCCAUUCUAGGGUCUGCUUAGGUCUGGAAAGUAAGGCAAGUACCAUUUCAUGUGUUUGAAUUGUUAAAAGUGCCUGUUUCUCUUAUCAAGAAAGUCAUGUGAGAAACAACAUAGCUCGCACUACUAGAUGUUGAUAACUGCAUUGUAGAUCUCUUUUCACCAUAUAUUUUUUAUUUAAGCACUGUUAGUGUUCAUAGUAUUGGACAGUACAAAUAGAUAGCUUCAAUAAAGAAAUCAUGCAGUGGACCAAUAGUCCUUUAAGGGCUCAGAGAUGUCAUUAAAAUAAAAAUUGGUUUGGACUUUCUCCAGAACAGCAAUGAAGGUGGGCCACUUUUUUUUACAGUCCCCCUCCACUCAAAAAUGUGUUUGCUUAUUGUUAUUUCCCUUUGAUGUUUGACCUUCACUGUGCAGAAUGACGUGUGUGCAGAGUUUGUUUUCAUCUGUUGAAAAGGGAAUGUUUCUCUGUGCUCACCCUAAAUCUGAGUUUAACAUGAGGAUGUUCAAGCAUGAUUUUAUGACUAGUUUGGAGCCAAUCCUUGUCCAGUUUGUAACUUACACAAGUGUGGUGUGGAAACUUGAUGCAUCCAGUGCACAUACACUGAGAAUGAACUUUACAGUGAUCUUGUUCAGUAGCUGAACUUCUGAAAUGAAAAAGAUUUGCAUAUUUGUAGAUUCUGGAUUUUUCAAUGAGGGAAUAGAUGUAAUUUUAACAAGGUUAAUUAACUUUCUUGUAGAAAAAAACACAUCAUACACAAAUUAUUAUUCAAGUAUUUUUAUGUGUCCUUAAACAUUUCUGGAGGAUCUUUAAAUUCUUUAAAUUUGUACUUCAGGGAUACCAUUAAUAUUUCAAGAUGUUUUUUCCAAUUCUGGAGUAAAAUUCUCUUUGUUGUAAUAUGGCUAUAAGCAAUAAACCUUUGUAGAAGUA
Molecule: messenger RNA, 2871 nt
Organism: Siniperca chuatsi (mandarin fish)
Lineage: Eukaryota; Metazoa; Chordata; Actinopteri; Centrarchiformes; Sinipercidae
Product: cytosolic sulfotransferase 3-like
Exons: 8
Coding region: 208-1185 (325 amino acids)
Biological process (GO): sulfation
Cellular component (GO): cytoplasm
Molecular function (GO): sulfotransferase activity
Source: RefSeq, a predicted model, not a curated record